CAGGGAACGCGUGGGCAGAGGGCCUUCUGCGCUCGUUACCCUCCGGGGCGCGAGCUGGGGGAUGAUCUGUGAGUCCGAGUGACCGGGAUUCCCCCCGGCCCCUGCUGCUGCCCCUCCCCAGUAUUCUCAGGGCCCCGGGACGCCCCCACCCGAGGACACGCACCUGUGCUCCGAAAGGAAGGUCACCGGGCUUUGGGAGCCCCGCCCCCCCCCAUGGCAAAGGAAGCCCCCAGGCGCCGCCCAUGGCGGUCACGGCAGCUCCCGACCCCAGGGUGGGGCCCCAGGGAGAAGCCGUGGGAGCGGGCAGAAGGGACCGCGGACUGCUCGGCCCCAGAGUCUGGGGAGAGAGCUCCGCCUGCGGAGGCAGCUGCUCCUCCCCCCAGUGGCGGGAUCCCGGAGGAGGCAAGGAUGUUCCGGACGCAGGAGCCGGUGACCUUCCGGGACGUGGUUGUGGACUUCACCUGGGAGGAGUGGAGGGUCCUGGAGCCGGCCCAGAGGGCCCUGCACAGGGACGUGAUGCUGGAGAACUAUCAGAACCUGGUCUCUGUGGGGAUUCCUGUUUCCAAACUGGAUGUCAUUUCCCUCUUGGUGAGAGGAGAAGCGCCAUGGAGGUCCAGUGGAGAAGGCCAGAGGGUCUUUUGUGCAGAUUCCACAGGUGAUAAAACUAGCUCUGGAACCAAAGAUUUGUGUCUAAUCGAGAGCGGUUGCAUAGGAGCAUCAUCAGAGAAGAUUCUGCCAAAGGACACUAGUUGUUAUUCCCAGAUGGGCAAAGUUAAGGAAUACGACAUUAAUUUAGAAGAACAGAAGGACAUUCACCAGAAACAAUUUAGACAAGUAACAAGCAAUGCCAGUAUGAUUUUUAGCAAUGCCAGGGUACCUCAGUAUAAAACAUUUGGGAGACAUUUUAAUCCGGGAUCAACCUGGAAAGAGACAGUGGGAAAAAUCAUCUUUAAAUAUAAGACAUUUGGAAAGAACUUCAGCCAUUUUCCUGACCUCAUUAUAUCCAAUGCUUUCUUCUUCUGGCAGAAGUAUUCUAAGUCUAACAAAUGUAGGAAACCGUUCAGUUAUCACUCAGACUUACUUAAAUUUCAUAGACUUCAUGUUAGAGAAAAGCUACACAAAAAGAAUAAAUGUGGAAAAUCCCUUGGCAGAAAAUCAAAUAGUAACAAAUUGCAGAGAAUUCAUUCAGGCAAAAAAUAUUACAACCAUAGCAAAUACCAGAAGUCCUUUAGGUACAGAAAAACUUUGACUAAACUUAAUGCAGUUCAAACGUGGGGGAAGUCCUUGGUUUAUAUUAAGUUCGAGAAAACCUUCAUCAAAAGGGGAUACUCGAUUGCCCAUCCAAGGAUUAAUAUUAGCAAGAAACCCUUUCAGUGUAAUGAAUGUGGGAAAAUUUUCAGUGAGAGAAAAAACCUUAUUAGUCAUCAGAGAACUCAUACUAGAGAGAAAUCAUUUAUAUGUGGUGGAUGUGGAAAAAGUUUCACCCAGAGGGCACAUCUUAUUAAUCAUCAGAGAAUUCACACUGGAGAAAAGCCCUUUGCAUGUAAUGAAUGUGGGAAAGCCUUCAUCAGAAGAGGACAGCUUGUGACACAUCAGAGAAUUCAUACUGGCGAGAAACCUUUUGUUUGUAAUGAAUGUGGAAAAACAUUCAGUGAGAGGAGAAACCUUAUUAGCCAUCAGAGGAUUCAUACUUCAGGAAAACCCUUUGUGUGCAGCGAAUGUGGAAUAGGUUUCCGGCAUCGAGUAAGUCUCAUCAUUCAUCAGAGAACUCAUACAGGAGAGAAACCAUUUGCUUGUAAUGAGUGUGGAAAGGGCUUCAGACAGAGGGGUCACCUUAUUACACAUCAGAGGAUCCAUACAGGAGAGAAGCCUUUUGCAUGCAGCAAAUGUGGGAAAACUUUCAGUGAGAGGAGAAACCUUCUUGCUCAUCAGAGAAUUCAUACUGGAGAGAGGCCUUUUGUAUGUAAUGAAUGUGGGAAAGGCUUCCGAUGCAAAGUCAGUCUUAUCACUCAUGAGAGAUCUCAUAAUGGAGGAAACCUGUUUGAAUGUAAUGAAUGUGGAAAGCACUUCAGUUGGAGGGCAAGCCUUAUAAUCCAUCAGAGAAUUCAUACUGGGGAAAAACCAUUCACAUGUAGUGAAUGUAGCAAGUCCUUUACUCGAAGGGCAAGCCUUAUCAUCCAUCAGAGAAUUCACACUGGAGAGAAACCCUUUGCAUGUAAUGAAUGUGGAAAAGGCUUCAGCCAAAGGGGACACCUUAUUACACACCAGAGAAUUCACACUGGAGAGAAACCCUUUGAAUGUAGUGAAUGCAGGAAAACCUUUAGUGAGAGGAGAAACCUUAUUACUCAUCAGAGAAUUCACACUGGAGAGAAGCCCUUUGCAUGCAACGAAUGUGGAAAAGGUUUCCGAUGCAAAGUGAGCCUUAUUACUCACCAGAGAACUCAUGGUGGAGAGAAACACUUUGCUUGUAAAGAAUGUGGGAAAGCCUUUGGUGAAAGGGCACACUUUAUUAUCCACCAGAGAACUCACACUGGAGAAAAACCCUUUGAAUGUAUUGACUGUGGGAAAGCCUUCAGUGUGAGGGGAAGCCUUAAUAGACACCAAAGAACUCACACUGGAGAGAAACUCUUUGAAUGUAAUGACUGUGAGAAAUCUUUCAGCCAGAGAGGAAAUCUUAUUAGCCAUCAGAGAACUCAUACUAGAGAAGCACCAUUUGCUUGUAAUGAAUGUGAUGUUUCCUUUAUCAGGAGGACACAUUUUAUUAAACAUCAGAGAACUCAUCCUGGAAAGGAACGUUUUGCAUAUAAUGAAAGUGGGACAGCCAUCAUUGACCAGGAACUGCUCAAAAGCCAUUACAGGAGUCAUGCUGGAGAUAAACCCUUUGCAUGUGACGAAUGUGGAAAAGCCUUUAACAAGAGGGGAUACCUCAUUAGACAUCAGAGAAAUCAUAAAGGAAUAAAACAUUUUGAAUGCAGUUAGUAUAAAGAGUAGCCCAAAAAAGUUCAAUAUUAGUGUGGCGGAAGGUAUCCAGUCCAGUCCCCCAGCAUCCCUGUGUGACCCUAUGCUAUUGAAGUCAGUGACUUAGAUGACACAAUCGUCCAAUUUUCAGAUUAUCCAAAAGUGAGAGGGAUUGCUAACAUACUGUAUGGCAAAGCCAGGAUCCAAAAAAAAUCUUCCCCAGUUUGGGCAAUGGGCUAAACACUAAGAAGAUGAAAUUCAAGAGGGAGACAGGCAUUCAGGAGCUUUUGUAAAUCAAUCAGUAAGUGUUUAUGAUGUGGGAGCUCAUGGGAGCUUUCUUCAAGAAUUUGAUGGGCUAUCAAGUGAAAGGUAUGUUCUGUUUGCCCCCAGAGUCAAAGCUGAGCCAUGGGAUGGGAUGCAUUGAAAUAUAUUGCAUUGAAAUUCAGCUCGCAUUAAGGAAAUGAUACAGAAGGAUCACAACUGUUAGAAGACAAGAGGGAGUGGGUUAAUCUUUCCGGCCUCAAAUCAGGCUCUAGCAAUCUAAUACAUAUUAAGCAUCUACUCUCCAGGUACAGCUGGAAGACAGAAAUCUAGAUUUUUAAGGUAUAUAUAUGGGAAACAGGAUGACUGCAAAGUUGGCUGGUGCAGCUGAGGAUAAGCAGCCAGCCAGCAGCGUGGUCAUUGAAUUUGUAGCUCAAUGCACUCAUCAACAGAGAAAAUUUGAGCCCAGGAUGCCCCAGCAACUGGAGGUAUUUUUCUGACUUUCCCAUGAUUCUUUUUCAUGCAAGGAGAAGGAUUCAGCAUCAGGGCAGAUGGAAAGAUAACGGGUGGACUGCUGGAAGGGAUGUGGAAUAUCUUCUGGAAGCUCUUCGAUAUGGGGGUGAGCUCAGUUUUCAGUCCUGCUCUAAACAGACCAGGCUAGUUUUACAAACCUAGGGUCCCUGCCAUAUAACUGGGCUGGUUAUACCUUUAAAAACAACUACCGCCACUAACCAACAAACGUGAAACUGACUUCAAGACAAUGAGUCUGAGGACUAGGAUUGAUCUACUGAUAGUUCUACUGCUAGAUCAACUUUUUGGUCUCCUAAGUAUAAAAUCCAGGACACUGGGGGCAGUCAGGGCUUUCCUGCAGGUUCAAACCAUCGAACUUGACAACCUUUCACGUGACAGUCCUUACAGUCAUGUCACCCCAAGCUUAUACAUGUUAUUCUAGAAAAAGCUUGACUUCUCAAACUUUUUAUAGCUUUUGUUUAUUUAAUCAAUUCAGAGAUAUUACAUAUAAUAAUUGUAUUCUGUGAUUUCCAUCUAUCAAAAAACAACCACCAUGUAGAUAUUCAUCUUGGGGUAACCCAGAUGGAGUGUCUGCCGUGUAUAACAGUUGAAAGCUACUUAACUCUCACUUCACUUUUCCUGCUAUUGCUUCAUUUUCCUAGAAAUUUUCAGUCUGUAUUCUAAGUCAAAUAAAAAGAUAUUUGUCUUAUAAAUUAAUAAAAAUGAAGAAAAGUCUUAAUUACCCCUGUCCUAUUGUAGUUGACCUGAAGAAUCAGCUUUUCUCUUAAACUUCUUUCCUUAUCUCAGCCUUUUUGGUCUUUGUUUAGACAACAUCAGUGUUAUGGCUCGUGUUAUUUUAUAAUAGCAAAUAAUAAAUCUUUGCAAUGUGCCAACAGUAAGAAAAAUCCCCAGAGUCAUCUCUGGGCUUUUUAAGGGCAGGGGAAAGAUGGAACAAAUUAUUCUCCUGCCCCCAUCUCUGACUCAACCUUGGAAACAGGAUGGUAAUUCUCUUGGAAUGGUAUUCCAAUUCUCUCCAGAAUUCUCUGUGGGAUAUCUCUUUAUAGAAUAGGACUUGAACUCAGUACUUUUGCAAAAAACAAAAUCAUGUCCUUUCAUGGAUUCUUCACAGAUGCAAUUUCAUAAAAAUAAUCAUUAAAAACUUAUAGUUUCUCACGAGAUGGGUGGCUAACAGUCCUCUCACAGAGGAAAAUUGUCUUUCUUUUCUCUCAGGAAAAAAGUUAUACUAUGUACCUUCUUUUACAACACUUUCCCCAGUAUUCUUUUCUCUCUUAAUGCAGUCCUUGUGCCCACAGUGCCAGGGAUGGAGAGGGCAGCUCAAGUUGGAGAAAGUGGGCUUUUCUCCAGGUGAACUUGAGUCAUUCUAUUAGCAAAGAAGACCUUGCUAUGAAGUGUGUUUUUUUUUUUUUCUGAUGCUUACGAGAUUCUGUGUUAGAACUGGGGAAUAAUUUAUACCAUUUCCACGAUAAUACACAGGAAAACAACAUUGAAAGGCUCCAGUGAUUUCUCGAGCACAGCUCCGAGCUGCUUUCUUGAGGGCUGGGAUUGGGUGAUUUUAUUACAGAGUCUCUGCCAAUGCAGAUUUGAAUGAACAUGUUGCCAGGGACGCUCCCUGAUGUCCUAGUCCUUCUUCAAAAGGAAGGGCAAACAAUAACAACAAACAAGGGAAGGAUGACGUAGCAGAAGAGUAGGAGUUUGGGAGUCAGGACCCAGAUUCAAAUCCUACCUCUUCUUCCAUUACAUCCACAUGAUCAGGUCAGGGUCUCUAGGAUUCAGUCCCCUCACCUAUAAUAUCAUUUAAGGUCCUUUCCGGCCCUACUCUAAUCUUUUUUUGGUCACAUCAGGUGUGUAUGUGUAUGAGGGAGAUUUGAUGCAUUUGAACAGGUUCAUUUAUGACACAAAUGACAGAAUUGCAAAUCUCCAACUCAAAAGUAUCUUAGGGGCAUCUGAAUGAAUUUCAUUUUUACAGAUGAAGAAACCAGGCUGAAAGAGGUUAAAUGUCAGAUAGAUAGCAAGUAGCAGAGCUGAAAUUAGAACUCAGAUCCCAUAACUUCAAGUCCAGCCGUCUUUCCAGUGAACCAUGUUGCCAAGUAUGGUUGCCAUGUUGCAACCAUAUUGCAGAAGACGUUAAGUCCAGAUUAAUAUUUUCCUAUAAACUCUUAGAGAAACACAUAAAAAUGCUCUUGUCUCUUUUAUUUCAAUCAUAAACUUCAAAAUAUAAAGCAAGCAAAAAAUACCAGAAAUCUUGCCAGAAACCAUAUUUGAAAAUAGAUCUGUUUGUUAUUCUUUGGAGAACACUUGGGUUGCUCAAAGCAUCAGGCUCCCUUGUUCAGCUGCCCACUGCUCCCCAGUGAGCACAGUAGGUGUCCAGAGUUCAAGCAUUCAUGCAUUUUGUCCCAAUAACUAUUCAUUCUAGGUAAAUAUUCACACAGCUUCCAAAAAGAGGUGCCCAUUUUAGUUUAGUUGUUUUUAAAAAAAACAAACACAGUUGUGCAAUUUAAUCAUGGACUUCUUUUGAAUAUCAUAACGGACAGCAUUAAUUUCUCAUGGGGGCGGACCUGAUUUCCAAGCAAGAAUAAAAUUAAGUGGAAGAUGAAGUAGGUAAACACAUAAACAAUUUACUCUACUUAUUGGAGCACUGUUAAUGAAAGAAAUUACUCUCGUUAAUCAUAUGCAUUUUGUCCUCUAAAACACAUAGCUAUGGGAAAAUACUGCAUAAAUACUUGUUAUAUGUGUUGAAUUAAUGAACUGCUCAAGGGAGCUAUGGCUGAAGACUUGACUAUCCAAAAAGAAGGGUAGUCAUCCUAUUUUACAAAAUAUAAGAAUGCUUUAAGAGACGUACGGAGUUUUAAAUACUGAUAUUCCGUACGAUGCUCUUUAGGGACAAAUCUUGGAUCAGCACACAUUUGUAAUAAUUAAAUUACAGUAAUAAUAACCAUACAUAAAACUCAUAGUUCACUCUUUUUGUAAUGCUUUUGGAUUUUACAAGCAUCCUAAAUGUAUGAUCUCAUCAGACACUAAAGAUAUCUAUAGCAAGAGGAUGGAGGCAAAUUAAAUCAUAGACGGGGAAAGGACAUUUCUACUGGUUUGAUGAAUAAAUUGGAGCUGGAACUGAAUCAGAUGCAUCCUUUUGGCUUAAAUGUCAUGUGACAUUUUAUUAGCUAGAAAACAAGAUAUUUUAUUGCUAACUGAAUUGAAAGAAGAGUAAUUCUUGGUUGCAUCACCACCCACCAAAUUUUGCAGAAAAACUGAAUUCCCUUCUUCCCCUUGCCAGGCUCUAGUGCCCAUUGUUUUAAGUUUCUAGACGAGAACAUGUUUUUUAAAUUCCAUAUAUUUUAUUUUUGUGGAGCCUUAGUCAAUCAUUCGCUUUGUGAACAAUGCCUACUUUUCCGUGGCUCAAUUUUAAUUUCUACAGAGGUAAGACUGUGUGUUUUGCUUUUGAGUCUCUUCAGAAAUGACCAACUCUCCAUGACCCAAUUUGGGAUUUUCUUGGC
This is a messenger RNA of Sarcophilus harrisii (Tasmanian devil), 7241 nucleotides long. RefSeq names its product zinc finger protein 84-like. The transcript has 5 exons. Gene Ontology annotation, biological process: negative regulation of transcription by RNA polymerase II. NCBI's taxonomy places the organism in Eukaryota, Metazoa, Chordata, Mammalia, Dasyuromorphia, Dasyuridae. Bases 214 to 2979 code for a protein of 921 amino acids. Gene Ontology annotation, molecular function: DNA-binding transcription repressor activity, RNA polymerase II-specific. The record is from RefSeq and is a predicted model, not a curated record.